GUCCUUCCUGAUGUUCGUGGAGGGAAUGAGCGGUGCUGUGUGUGAGACGAUGAACAACAGCCGGAGCUCUCCAUUAAACUCAACACGCUGAUCAGAUCACACACUGAGGAGCUCACAGCAGAGACAUGAAGAGUGUGAAGAUGUUUGCAGCUUAUGCACUGGGGUUCCUCUUGCUGUCUUCGCUUGUCUCUCAGGCGUGCAGCGCUCCGAAGGGCCGAUUCCAGCGGCGUAACUGGACUCCUCAGGCCAUGCUGUACCUCAAAGGCACACAAGGACGGCGCUUUGUGUCGGUGGACAGAAACGAGGGCGACGUCUUCGACACGCUUCACUUAGAAACACAGAAUGAAAACACAGAGAAUCUGAGUGUCUCCAAGGCGGCUACGGUGCUCCUCAACUUCCUCCAGCAAGCCAAAGACGAAGGAAUGGAUAACGGAUUAUUUUUGCAAGACGCACCAGUUUGGAAAAGAGACUACUUCUGAGAAACAUCCUAUAUAAUAGAACUGAACUGUACAGUUUUAUUUAUUUCUGUUCUUCCUGUAUUUAGUCUUGUUUAAUGUAAACUCGUAUUUAAUGAGUAUUUCAUGUACAAUACACAGAUUUUGAACUUCCUGUGUGUUUGUGGUGUUUAAUAAAACUGGAUUUGCAUCCACAGCAUCUGUAAUGCUCCGUCAUGUUUAAGGCAAGUUUCGUUUAU
Pangasianodon hypophthalmus (striped catfish) is the source of this 694-nucleotide messenger RNA. It is a transcript of the gene spx, whose product is annotated as spexin hormone. NCBI's taxonomy places the organism in Eukaryota, Metazoa, Chordata, Actinopteri, Siluriformes, Pangasiidae. Bases 126 to 479 code for a protein of 117 amino acids. Gene Ontology annotation, molecular function: neuropeptide hormone activity. The transcript has 7 exons. The record is from RefSeq and is a predicted model, not a curated record.